CACACCAGUACUCACAUCUGCUGCUUUGCGUGUCAUGCGGCUUCAGCUCUGCAGCUAAGAGGCAGGAAAUCAGAUCUUUCAAUAGUUUGCCAAGAAAGAAGAGAAGUAGCUGGAAUGACGGACAGGGAGACAGCUACUUCUGUAGAGCAUGGACACACAGUUGACUGGUCAGCUAAGACUUGUCACGGUACCGAUUGUGUUUUUCUCCCAGUUAACAAGUCCUGUGUGAAUCUGUCAUGCUACAUGGUCCUGAGUGACAAAGAGAAGACAGCCAUCGGUGCCAUCUGUUUCCUGGCAGGCCCUGUCACACUACUGGAAAAUAUUCUUGUGCUGGGGGUGAUUGCUAGCACAGCCACCUUGCGAAAGCGGCCAUCCUAUCUGUUUAUUGGCAGCCUUGCUCUGGCUGAUGUCUUUGCCAGUUGUUUCUUCACCAUAAGUUUCUUACACUUUCACCUCUAUGAUCUCAAAGAUGGCCCAGACGCCUACCUCUUCAAGCUAGGUGGUGUCACCAUGGCCUUCUCUGGUUCAGUGGGAAGUUUACUGCUGACUGCUCUGGACCGCUACCUCUGCAUCUACCAGGCCUCGACUUACAAGGUGUUGCUGACACGGCGCAGAGCCCUGCUGAGCCUUCUGAUUCUCUGGAGUACAAUCAUCUUCCUCUCCUUCUUACCUCUAAUGGGCUGGAGGUGUUCCACAGGCUUUACUCCACCUUGCUCACGUUUGUUUCCCUACAUCAAUAAGCACUAUCAAGCCUGCUGGACCAGCUUCAUCCUUGUGAUUCUGGUUCUGAUUUUGGGGGCUUAUGCUCUCAUCCUGUGGAAGGCCCACCGCCAUGAGUCCUCAAUGACCAGCUUCCAGGGAGCAGCAGGAAAAGGUCAAGCUCGCAUAAGGAUGGAUAUCCGGUUGGCUCGCACCUUUGGCCUGAUUCUGCUCAUACUAGUGGGCUGUUGGGUUCCUGUGCUUUCUUUCAUGCUAGUAGAUGUCUCCGUGAUCCUGACCCAUGACCAACAGCGGGCCUUUGCUUUCUGCAGCACCCUCUGUCUGGUCAACUCUUCAGUCAACCCACUGCUGUAUGCCCUGCGCUGUCGAGAACUAAGAAUUGCUCUUUUGCGGAUGCUGCAAAAGCUGUGUUGCAAAGGAAGGUGUAAAAAACUCACAGAAGACUCAAGCCAUGGACUGCCCUCUGCAGAAGACAAUUGUACUGCUUUAUCUGAGGAUGAGAUGCCCAAGGGCAGAACCACCCGACCUGACUCCAUUUCAGAAAUGGUGUACAGUCACCAGCUGACCAUGAGAGAGUGAAGGAAGCUGAAUGUUAAAAUAAAAGAGAAGCAAUACAGUUUGUGAAACACGACGACUGUUAGCUAGUGAUAAACACCAUCACUGUAGAUCAGGAUAAAAUCUGUCUAUACAAGGAAAUGUCACUUACUGUUUUUUUUUUUAUUGUAAUAGCAAAUAAGCUUGUAAAUAAGUAAACAACACAUGAUAACAGUACUUGUCAAAACAAAACACAAACCCUGGGAAUUACAAUGUGACCAUUACACAUUACUUUAACUAUAAGAGAUUAUAAGGUAUGUUGUUAACCAUUAAUCCGUAAUGUUAUUACCAGUUAAUAUGCUUAAAAUAGAAAAUGAUAGUUACACAGAGGACACAAGGAGCUUUUUUCAGCAUUUUGCAAUAACUGCACCCAAAAGAUUUGAAUGGAAAUAAAUACCUCUGCACUCAAUCAGACUAAGUAAAUUGUUUUGUACAAAUGUAUGCUACUAUGUGUUACUAAUAUUUAAGCACACAUAAAGGUCAUUUACCUUUGA
Molecule: messenger RNA, 1808 nt
Organism: Oreochromis aureus
Lineage: Eukaryota; Metazoa; Chordata; Actinopteri; Cichliformes; Cichlidae
Gene: cnr2
Product: cannabinoid receptor 2
Exons: 3
Coding region: 115-1299 (394 amino acids)
Biological process (GO): cannabinoid signaling pathway
Cellular component (GO): membrane
Molecular function (GO): cannabinoid receptor activity
Source: RefSeq, a predicted model, not a curated record